Macroventuria anomochaeta is the source of this 1913-nucleotide messenger RNA. RefSeq names its product DNA glycosylase. Gene Ontology annotation, molecular function: catalytic activity. NCBI's taxonomy places the organism in Eukaryota, Fungi, Ascomycota, Dothideomycetes, Pleosporales, Didymellaceae. The record is from RefSeq and is a predicted model, not a curated record. The transcript has a single exon. Gene Ontology annotation, biological process: base-excision repair. The coding region runs from base 224 to 1816 and encodes 530 amino acids.
CUCUGUUGCUCCACUGAUGUCACGUUUGUUUUUACCUUAAGCUUGCGAACUUGCGAUUGUGUUUCCUUCUUCUGCCAUAACAAUUGACGUUUAGUCACCUUGCCUUUGCCUUUGCAUCUGCAUCUGCAUCGCCAUCGCCUCCAAUCUGUUUUUUACUUCCCUGUUCGUCAGAACUUCGCUGAUUCGUUCUUUACGUCAUUUGAGUUUGUCAAAACCGCCCAUCAUGGCAAGAGUUACGCGAGGCUCUGCACGUAUAGCAACGGCGGCGUCUUUGAAAGACGUGAUAGAUCAACCAGUACAGCUCUCAAGUCCGCCAUCAAGUCCACCAGCAACGCCCAAACCUACCAACUCACGCAAGAGGAAGGCUAUCAAAGAGGAAGACGUGUCGCCUGAGAAAUCCUUGGCGAUACCCAAGAGUACGAAGCGCGCAAAGAAAGUGAAGAAGGAGGAGGGCGUUGACGAUCUGCCGCACAACCUCGGAGCUGUUCCUGACCUCUCGCCAAAGGUAGAGGAAGAGGAGGAAACCUCAUCUGCGAAAAAGACCAAGAAAGCAACGAAACCAAAGCAAGCCGUCAAGGCGAAGAAGGAAGGUGUCGAUGACCUCGUUACAAAAGCUAUAACGACCGACAAGAAGACAGCCAAGAAGAAGGCUAGCUAUGGUCUUACACCUGGUCAAACCCCAUACCCCAACUACCCACAUCCAACCCCCGAAGAAUGCGAAGAAGUAACGCGUCUCCUCUCCAAAGUCCACGGCGAAGUCACAAUGCCCAAAGAAAUCCCACUGCCAUCCCUCGAAGUGUCCGGCUGCGGUGAAGUUCCCUCGGUCCUCGAUGCGCUAAUCCGCACGCGCCUGUCCGCAGCAACAUCCUGCGCAAACUCUUCCCGCGCCUUCGCGGGUCUCGUGAAACGCUUCGGCAUCCUGCAAUCCGGCGUCGGCAAAGGCAGCGUAGACUGGAACGCAGUGCGCAAAGCCGAUGUAAAAGAGAUAUUCGAAGCGAUCAAAUCCGGUGGCCUCGCAGACGUCAAGAGCAAAGACAUCAAGAAGAUCCUGCAAAUGGUCUGGGAAGAAAAUCAAGCGCGCCGCGACGCACUGAAGUCCUCAACCAUCCAAGCUCAGGGAGAAGCGAACGAAGCAGCAGAAGAGAAGGACAAGGAGAUGCAGAAAGCAGAUGAAGACAUCGUUUCUUUGGAUCAUCUGCACUUGCUAUCGAACGACGAUGCUUUCGCCCACCUAACCUCCUAUCCCGGCAUCGGCCCCAAAACAGCCUCCUGCGUACUCCUCUUCUGUCUCCAACGCCCCUCCUUCGCAGUAGACACGCACGUCUUCCGGCUGUGCAAGUGGCUGAACUGGGUCCCGCCUCCAGGCGACGAGCGCGGUCUUGCACCAGGUGCGAAAGGAACCUUUGCUGGCCCAACGCGCAACUCGACAUACGCGCAUUGCGAGGUUAGGGUACCGGAUCACUUGAAAUAUCCGCUGCAUCAGCUGCUGAUCAGGCAUGGCAAGAGUUGUCCUAGGUGCAGAGCGAUCACAGGGGAGAGUAGUGAGGGGUGGGAGAAAGGGUGUCCGAUUGAUAAUCUUGUGCAGAGGAGUGGUGGGCGGAAGGGGGAUGGUGGCAGUCCAGUCAAGGCUAACGGCAAGGUUGCAAAUGGGAAGAAGACGAAGGCAAAGGCAAAGGGGAGGAUGAGAGUUGAGAGUGAGGAUGAGAGCGAGGCUGAGGCUAGUGAGCUGAGCGAUGCAGAGAGCAGCGCGCUAAGCGAUCUUGUGAGCGAUGCUGAGAUUGAAGCGUCGGAGGUUGAAGGGUCUGUUUCCGAGUAAUCUCGUUUGUACACUGGCGUUAAUCUACGAUAUUGCGUUUUGCGAACAGCAUCAUCUUGUACCGAUAUGUCACGAUUUGUUUCGAGUUUGAAGCGGG